Molecule: messenger RNA, 1602 nt
Organism: Jaculus jaculus (lesser Egyptian jerboa)
Lineage: Eukaryota; Metazoa; Chordata; Mammalia; Rodentia; Dipodidae
Gene: Itm2a
Product: integral membrane protein 2A
Exons: 6
Coding region: 140-931 (263 amino acids)
Biological process (GO): negative regulation of amyloid precursor protein biosynthetic process
Cellular component (GO): Golgi apparatus; plasma membrane; extracellular exosome
Molecular function (GO): amyloid-beta binding
Source: RefSeq, a predicted model, not a curated record
AGACCUGGGCUUGCAGCUGCGUUAGACAGACUGGGAGAAAGUAGGUUCCGCUAGGUCAAGCAAGAUCUCCACCUCUUCCAACCUGCAGCCCAGGACUCUGAUUCGAGCCGCGCCUUACCGCGCAGCCCGAGGAUUCACCAUGGUGAAAAUCGCCUUCAACACCCCCACGGCGGUGCAGAAGGAGGAGGCGCGGCAGGACGUGGAGGCACUCGUGAGUCGCACCGUACGAGCUCAGAUUCUCACUGGCAAGGAGCUCCGAAUUGCCACCCAGGAAAAAGAGGGCUCCUCUGGAAGAUGCAUGCUUACUUUAUUAGGCCUUUCAUUCAUCUUGGCAGGACUUAUUGUUGGUGGAGCCUGCAUUUACAAGUACUUCAUGCCCAAGAGUACCAUUUACCAUGGAGAGAUGUGCUUUUUUGAUUCUGAGGACCCUGUAAAUUCCCUUCACGGAGGAGAGCCAUACUUCCUGCCUGUGACCGAAGAGGCUGAUAUUCGUGAGGAUGACAACAUUGCAAUUAUUGAUGUACCUGUUCCCAGUUUCUCUGAUAGUGAUCCUGCAGCAAUUAUUCAUGACUUUGAGAAGGGAAUGACUGCUUACCUGGACUUACUUUUGGGGAACUGCUACCUGAUGCCUCUCAAUACCUCCAUUGUUAUGCCUCCAAAGAAUCUGGUGGAGCUCUUUGGCAAACUGGCAAGUGGCAAAUACUUGCCUCAUACCUAUGUUGUUCGUGAAGAUCUGGUUGCUGUUGAGGAAAUUCGUGAUGUUAGUAACCUUGGUAUUUUUAUUUACCAACUUUGCAACAACAGAAAGUCCUUCCGCCUUCGUCGCAGAGACCUCUUGCUGGGCUUCAACAAACGUGCCAUUGAUAAGUGCUGGAAGAUUAGACACUUCCCCAACGAAUUUAUUGUUGAGACCAAGAUCUGCCAGGAGUGAAGAACAAUAGAUCAAGAGUAUCCUUGGUAAUAGGAAGUCAGAAAAUUACAAUAUGACUUUGACAUUAAUGUUUGUAGGAUACUCAAGAUAUUUACUCACACAUUUACUCUAUUACUUAUUCUGAGAAAGGAAAAAGGGAAGAAACUACUAACCACUGCAAGCUAUUGUCCAAUUUUAGUUUAAUUGGCAUUGCUUGUUGAUCGAAACAAAUAAUUAUCUUUUUCUUUUGAAUUUAUAGGGUUUAGAUUUCUGAAGGCAGCAUGAAUAUGUCAGCUAACAUCCUGACAAUAAAUUACAUCCUCUGUUUUUAUUUAAAGCAAGCUCUUGGCAAAAUCAUAUGGGAGAGCAUGCUUUAAAGUUAAAAUAAUUAAAAUUGUUCUUGAUGCUUUUGUGUAAAGCAUUUCAAAUCUCUUGACAUUGUUUUGUUCUUCAUUUUACUCAACUUUGCUGAUUUUAGAAAUUACAUUUUUCAUUUCUGUUAGGUGCUCUUAAGGAAUCUGACUUAUCUGUGAACAAUUUUCAUGAGGGAGUAACUUUUUACUAAUGUAAUGAUACUUUCUCACUGAUAUUUGUAUUGUGAAAUCCAUAAAACUGUAAGGUGCUGAAUGCUGUAAGGAGUUUUGGUUGUAUAUGAAUUCUACAACCCUAUAAUAAAGUUUACCAUAUUCAAA